AUGCUAAUAUUCAUAUUAAUAUAUUCAAUAAUUACUUAUAAUCAAGUACUAUCUAUUCAAUUUUCUGUUCCGGAAAGUGUACCUGUUGGACAUGUAGUUGGAUAUGUUGAAGGAAGUCCGAAGAUAGCUACAGAUGCUCGUUACUUCGUUGUCUAUUCAGAUGACAUCACUGAGAAGAUUAUAAAGGUUGAUGAUCGAUCAGGCGAAAUUGUUACGCUCCAGCCAUUGGAUUAUGAAAAGAAAACGAACUUUGAAGUUUUAGCCAUACCAGUUCAAGGUGGAGAUGGCAUUCAGAUAUCUAUCGAGGUUGAAGACGAGAAUGAUCAUGUGCCAACAUUCGCGGAUGAACGCAUAACUAUUGAAAUAUCGGAGUUUGCCCGUAUUGGAUCAGAAUUUCCGUUACCAUUAGCAGAUGACCGUGAUGGACCGAGUUACAACGUUCAGAAAUACCGUAUUGCUCAAGGAAAUGUUAAUAACGUCUUCAAAAUUUCAUCAAGACGUCUGAAUGGAGUCCUUUAUGCAGACUUAGUGGUUAAUGGACAAUUGGAUCGAGAGUACCGAGACAAGUAUGAGCUCGUCAUAGAAGCUCUUGAUGGUGGUAAACCUCCAAGAAUUGGAAAAAUGCGUUUGAACAUCAAAAUUCUGGACGCAAAUGACAACGCUCCUGUGUUUGAGAAACCUCGCUACUCAGCUUCAGUUUCUUCAACAGUGUCUAUAGGAUCCACCAUUUUGACCGUAAAAGCAACCGACGCUGAUAUAGAAGAGAAUGCUAGGAUUACUUAUAGAUUACAAAAAACUCGUUCUAGUUCAUCUUCAUUCUUCUCGAUGGCUCCAAAUGGAGUGCUAUCUACUACAGCCCAGCUUUUACCAGGAGCUGUUCAUGAUCUGGUGGUAGUAGCUUCUGAUCAUGGACGUCCAUCACUUGAAGCCACAGCUUUUGCGACUAUCACUGUGCAAGGCUCAACACAUGAUGCUCCAGCUUUGGAUAUCAUUUGGUUAACAGAUACCACAACAGCUCAUUUGAUGGAGAACAUAACACUAGGAUCGAUUGUUGCUCGUCUCUCAGUUCAUGAGAAUAAGAAGCAUAGUAAUUUAUCUUUGACCGGAUGUCCUUCAUUAUGUAUGCAGCAGAGUGAAUCAUCAAGGAUCUAUCUAUUAAUUGUGUGUGGCUUAUUUGACCGAGAAACAACUCCAGAAUAUCAUCUGAAGUUCAUAAUGAAGGACUCAUCUGAUGACAUACUACUUGAACAUCCAGUUCUAUUAACCAUAGGUGACGUUAAUGAUAAUGCUCCCCAAUGGUCUCAGCUCAACAUGCAUCUGGUGCUGAAGCGUAAUGGCGAGAAUGUUCAUGUGGUUGACGCAUUUGAUCCCGAUCAGGGUGCCAAUGGGCGAAUUCAUUAUAGUAUACUUGAUACUGAUUUAAUUAAAAUAGACGCUGAUUCUGGAAGAUUAAUAAUUGAAAGAGAAUUGGAUUGCUCGGUCGGCUCAAUGAUCAACUUUCGCGUUCGAGCGGAAGAUGCUGGCAAACCAUCAAAGUACUCAGAUAUGACUGUUAUUGCUGAUUUGAUUGAUCCAAGCGGAAAACCACCACAGUUCGAAAAAUCGCUUUAUGAGAUUCUGGUGACUGAAGACACAGAGCAAGGAUCCUGCUUGCUAAAGGUACGAGCUUAUCUUGUUUUUGUCAUUUAA
Molecule: messenger RNA, 1689 nt
Organism: Auanema sp. JU1783
Lineage: Eukaryota; Metazoa; Nematoda; Chromadorea; Rhabditida; Rhabditidae
Source: the annotation of a GenBank genome assembly